This is a messenger RNA of Linum trigynum, 4554 nucleotides long. Lineage: Eukaryota; Viridiplantae; Streptophyta; Magnoliopsida; Malpighiales; Linaceae. The record is from the annotation of a GenBank genome assembly.
CUACCGGUUAAUUUGGUUACCAUGGUAACCAAUCCGUUUGAACACCUCUACUUAAAAUUUUACUAACACUAAAGCAUAUGUAUCUAAUGAACUUUGAGUUGUUUGGAGGUCUUUAAAUGAGCCAACAUUGACGUGAGUAUGAGAUCCUAAACUUGAAUGAUCGUACUAAACCGUAUGUAUCUAAAGGGUUUUGUUGCCCAUAUAGAGAUUGUCAUUCAUAAAUAGAACAAUUGUUUGAAAUUUAUUCUCAAUAUUUGUUAUGUUUGGAAUGUUUUAUCUAUGAUUUAGAAGUAUAAUUAUUAUUUGUGACAUUAGUGACAAUUGUUUGAAAUUUAGUAUUCAUCACAUAGUCAAAGUCAGGUGUUGAGUACAUUUAUUGAGUGUCCUUACUUUGGUGUUAAAAACGAGUAUAACUUAUUGGAUCAAAUGCAUAUAGCCAUGUGAUUUUAACUUUUUUCAUUUAUGUUAACAAUAUUUACAUAUUCUCUAAGUUAGUGAAAUAGAUGGAGAAAUUUAGAGAACGAAAGAAAAGUUUAGAAAGAGUGAAAAGUUGAGUAUAGUGAAAUAAUGAGAGAAAAUGGUGCUCCAUUUUGAAGGGAAAGAGAGAUAAACCAACUCAACAAGAGCAAAUGGAGUUCCCCAAUUUGGGGGGAGUUGCUACAAUACCUUUCCCCCAAUAAUCACCCCUUCUUAAUGUAGCAAAACUCAUGAACUUGAACAAGUUAUUGGUUCCUCACCCUAUAUUUUAUCUCUUUGUGAGGGUAAGUAAUCAAACACUGACACAAAAUGCAAUAUUACAUAUAUGAGAACAAUGAUUGAAUUAUCUAGUAAAAUGAUGAAAUCAACACUAAUUUAAUUCGCCUUAAAAUUCAAAUUUUCUUUCGUUUUUUUUUAUCGAUAGUGGCACACGCGUAUGAUCUAUCUCAAGGACUGCAUAGUCGAACUGUCGAAAAAUCACACAAAUUAUCUAAUCUAAACUCAUACAGAUUCGACCGACUCAUAUGCUACUAAAAAAUUAAUUGCACAAAUUGCCAAAAACAAAUACGAAACACAAUCUCUCGUGUGUCAAAUCAACAGUUUCAAACAACUUGGCUAGUAGCUCUCUUUCAAACUUUCUCCUUUUCUACCUAUUCCAUUGAAACUCUUUUGUGUGUUGCAGUAAAAAAGGAGAGCAAAUGGAGUAAACCACUGUGGAUGGUUUACUGCUAUUGAAGGAUACAUGUCAGCUGUUGGGUUGGGCUUAUAUGUGAAGUCUGGCUCGUUCAUUCGGCCUUCAAGCCCAUAACUCGUUCUCGCAUUUAAGAUAUUUGGGCUGCAUGUAUGGUCUAGGUCAGAUCCAUCUAUUGUGGGCUCUACAACGCUGCACUUCAGAGUCCAAGAUGAAAAGUAAGUUUUCUUAGGUUUCGUUUAUAUGAAACCAAAUGCCCGAGAUUGCAAGCCCACAACAAACCCACCAUUUCCACAUGGCAGGGACAUUUAUGUAAUCACAACCCAAAGAGUCGGAGGAAGAGAAAAUCAAGGAGAUAAGUAGAAUAAGCAUUUCCGCGUCAAACAUGGCGCCCGACCCUUCUCAAUAAUUCUCCACUACAGCAGCCCAUAAAGAACUUUCCUCUCCUUCUUCCUCUCAAGCUCAACUCUUUUUCCCAUUACUUAACCAAAAUAUUCCCCACUCACUUUCCCCUUCCCACCAUAACCACACCCUCACUCCCACGUUUUCCCAAUUCGUGGACUUUCUCUGCCGCGGAAAAAUCCACCACACUCUGAGUUCGAACUUUGAGGCCAGAUCCGAGCAAUGGAUUCGCCAGGCUCGAGAACCUCGUUCUCCGAUCGGAGCUACGCGCUCAGCGGGAAGAUCAUGUUGAGCGCGAUCGUCGUCCUCUUCUUCGUCGUCAUCCUCAUGAUCUGCCUCCACCUUUACGCCCGCUGGUACCUCCUCCGCGCGCGGCGGCGCCAGAUGCGCCGCCGCAGCCGCCGCCAGAACCUCGUCUUCUACGUCGACCAGGCGGCGACCUCCAACCCGGCGCAGUCUCGCGGGCUGGACGCCGCCGUCCUGAAAUCGCUCCCGGUAUUCGUCUACUCCGCCGCCGACACGGCGGCGCCGGAGUUGAUGGAGUGCGCCGUCUGCUUGUCGGAAUUCGAGGAGAAGGAGGCCGGCCGGACGCUGCCGAAAUGUGGGCAUAGUUUUCACACGGAGUGUAUUGAUAUGUGGUUCCAUUCCCACUCGACCUGCCCGCUCUGCCGCUCGCCGGUGGAGCCGGUCCCGGCGGUGGAGAUGGUGGAGCUGUGCGAUUCGACUCGGGAUCUUGAAAUUGGGCCUUCCGCGUCGGUUGGUGGACGGAAAUUUAGGGGAGAUCUGGGGAUCGAGGUUCCCUUGAGGAAUUUUGGGGAAGAGUCUUCUUCGGCGGCUGCGGGGGCGGUGCCGGAGUCGCCGGCGAGUCAGGGGUUCCGGUCGCCGAUGAGCCGGAUGCUGUCGUUUACACGGAUUCUGAGCAGGGACUGGCGAGCGAACAACGGGUACGUUCUUUCUCCCCAUACGCCGAUCCCGACGAGCUGCGGCGGGUCGAUGGCGGCGGCGGCGGCGGCGGCGAGUGAGGAUACUGUCGACUUUGACUUGGAGCGAGGUCCCGAGUCGGCGGCGGGGGAGACUCGGCCGGGUUCGUCUAGAGUGAGUUAAGCGGGUCGCGAGUUCCGAGUUGACGAGUUACGUUGGCCACGUGGCGGAUUAGUUUUUAGUUUUGCUAGGGGCGGCGAAUAUUCCGGGUCACGGGGCGCGGCAGUCUCGAGGCGGGAAAAGAGGGGAAUGUAAUGUACACGUGGCACGCGGUGGAGGCCAGCGUGGAAUUUGGUAGAGGAAGAAUGCCUUCGGUUACCGUGUUUGACCUGGAUCUAUGUAUAGGGGAGAAAUUACACAUACAAUUAGCUUUUUUCUUCUUCUUUCUUUUUUCUCUAAAUCUCAAUUAUGAGAAAAUGUAUUUUAUUUAUUCAAAAUACGGGAAAUAUAAAUACAUAUAUGAUAUAUGUACCGAUUUUCAGCAAUUAGUUUAGUCUCCAAGAUCUUAAUUUGGGCACAAUUUUUUUAUAUGAAAGGUUGUUUAGCUUACUAUCUAGCAUAUUGUUAUCGACAAACCAAAUCGAAAUCAGAUAAAUGUUAUUUAAUCACAUUUAGCGUAGCUCAGGUUCUAAAGUUGUAUUUGUUUUUGAGAUAAAUGUCUAACUGAAGGUCGGGGUUUGAGAUUGAUGAGGCGCCAUCAUGCUAUUAGAAUCUGCGUUUUCCGAUUUAAGGAGAGCAAAAAUUGCUGCCGAAAGGAGCACACGUACUAAGCCCCUAACAAAAGAUAAAGAUAUAGUUGGAGACGUUAGCAUUGAAGAAUCUACUAGAAACUUGAUUCGUGUUUUGUAAUCUAUAAGUGUCGUCGUUAGCUCGUGUAUGGUGUUGUAUAGGGGUGUCCGACUGGUUUCAGUUUUCGGUUUAACCCGAAACCAAACCUUAUAACUGAGGUUUCGGCAACGGUUUCGGCUCCUCUGAAACCCGGAACCCGCUAAGAACCCGAAAAUCCGAAUGCUGGUUGAUGGACACCCUGUUGCUGUUUUGGAGAGGCGACAGUCGCCAAACCUAGUUUCGCCAAAAACCCAGAUCUCUCGCAGCACUUGAAUGGGGAUUCGAUUCAUCACAAACCCAGCUUUCACGUCAGAAAAUCAGCACCUGAUGGUUCAAGCUCCAAAUUAAAUCUCUUUCAGAACGAAAAUGGGGAUUUGAUUUUCCAACUUCUUAUAUCAGCCAAAACCAAGAUCUCGAUCUUAACCAUCUCCGAUGAGUCCAACGACACGCGGCGACGGUUGGUGGAGGAAAAAUCGUUGAAUUUGAUGUUCCCUUCGUUGGUGAGAAGUCCGAUCAAGAAGGAAGGACAGGGAAGUAAAGUGGAGAGGGUUGGAAAUCCCAAAAUGUAAAAUACCCAUUUAAUUCGAUAGACUUUUCCAUUUUUAGGAGUGGCAGAAGCUAGCUGGAGCUCCUUCCCGAGAAAGGGAUUUACAGAAAAAGAAGAGGAAGAGAUAGGGGUUUGGAAGGAAGCGGGGGAGAGGGAUUCAAACCGACAGUUUUCAUCUUGAACACUUUUGGGUUUUCGGAUUGCAUGUACCCAAACCGAAACCGUCAACGCCCUUUUCGAGUUCGGGUAACCAAAAAAUCGAAACCACCAGUUCACGGGUUCGAGUUCAAGUCUGCAGCUAGUUCCUAGUGCGGGUUUUCGGUUUUGAACCGACCCGAACCGAACAGACACCUCUAGUUGUAUUACCUGUGAAUAUUGGUUGGUUGAACCGAACAGACACCCCUAGUUGUAUUACCUAUGAAUAUUGGUUGGUUUGGAAAUGGGUAUCGAUUAAAUCAAGGAAAAUGUUGGACUAGUCAAAUGUGGGGGAACGGCCGCAUGAACAGAACCAUCGGACAUGGGAAAGGAGCCAAGGAGGAAGAAACGUGGGGGGAACCAUGGAAGAAGAGUGAGCCGUUUAUCCAAUUUGUUAUAACCUACAUUUCCCUAAUCAAUGGAUCAAUUAGCU